ACUCGAGCUGUCCUGGACUUUCCUCUGCCACCAAACAUCUGAUUUCCUCUCUUUGCUUCCACCCGAUGCUUCCACUUCAUGUAGUCGUUCUCUUCAUGUUGCGCCAGUCUUAGUGUUUUUCACCAUUCCCUCGCUAACAUGUUAUUUGUAAACAGGCUGUUUUUCUUGCUUUUACUUCGCGUGGCUCCUACCGUGGCUGCUGAACAGGUGACAACAGCCACAGUGUACUGGGACCCGGACCACAAGCUUGUCCUGCUAAAGGAGGGAGUGAUGGAGACAGCCGGGGAUGCCUAUGGCUACUUGAACAACACCCUGUCCACCACAGGCUGGAGUGUCCUCGAGAUCCGUGCUGGACAUGGAAAGACUCCUGAAACGGAUGAGGUCACUUUCUUCCUGGCUGGUUACCUAGAAGGAUUCCUCACUGCUCAGCAGAUGAUGGAUCACUACACCAACAUGUAUCCACAGCUGAUCAGCGAUCCAAAGAUCCUCGGUUCAGUUAAGACGUUCAUGGCGAAGCAGGACUCGUGGGUCCGAGAGCAGGUGAAGCUGAACAAGAGCGCUGAUCCUCUCUGGAAGCACGCGGGCUUCGUUGUGGCCCAGAUGGACGGGCUGCAGGCAGGAGUGGCCGAGUGGGCCAAGAGGCACGGGAAGAAGCCGUUGUCGCUGUUUGACGUCCAGUUCCUGAACGCAGUAGGAGACCUGCUGGACCUGAUCCCAGCCUUAGUUCCUGGCUCCAACGCUCCCAUCAGGGACUUCAGACUUCCAGGAAUGGGGCACUGCUCUGCCCUCAUUAAGAUGCUUCCAGGCUAUGAGAACCUCCUGUUUGCCCACUCCAGCUGGUACACGUACGCUGCCACCAUGCGCAUCUACAAGCACUGGGAUUUCCUUAUCUCUGACCCCAACACAGCCACUGGGAAACUGUCCUUCAGCAGCUACCCUGGUUUCUUGGUUUCUCUGGAUGACUUUUACCUCCUGGGCAGCGGUUUGAUGAUGACCCAAACCACCAACAAUGUCUUCAACUCCUCCUUGUUUGAUAAAAUCACCCCAAACAGCCUGCUGGCGUGGCAGAGGGUCAGGCUGGCUCACAGUUUGGCUCAUUCAGGAGAGGAAUGGGCCAGAACCUUCUCCAUGCACAACUCUGGCACCUACAACAACCAGUACAUGGUCCUGGACAGGAGCAAAGUGAAGUUGGGCCACAGCAUUGAUGACGGCGCUCUGACCGUAGUGGAGCAGAUCCCUGGUUUGGUGGAGUACUCUGACCAGUCACAGGCUCUAAGGAGAGGAUACUGGCCAUCCUAUAAUAUUCCCUUCCACCGGAGAAUCUAUGUGAUGAGCGGUUAUGGAGAAAUGUUGAAGGAGUACGGCGACGACUUCUCCUACGAUCUCUGUCCCAGAGCUAAGAUCUUCCGCCGUGACCAGGCCAGUGUGAAGGAUCUGGACUCUUUAAAAUACAUCAUGAGAUUCAACGACUACAAGAACGACCCGUACUCUGAGGGAAACCCAUGCAAAACUAUCUGUUGCCGUAACGACCUGAAAGCAGAGAAGCCUUCACCUGGAGGUUGCUACGACACCAAGGUGACAGAUUUCAACAUGGCGGGGGAUUUUGUUGCAGAGGCGAUCAACGGCCCGACGACGCAGGGCGAACUCCCGCCUUUCGUCUGGGAUAAAUUCAGCAGCAUCAGCCACCAGGGCCUCCCACAGUUCUACAACUUCACGUUUGUCCCGAUGAAGCCUCUUCUCUUCGAACCGUGACGUGUGUUCGAACUAAAGCUUCAGACAGAUUUUAAAUCUGGUUUUCUGCACGUAUUUCUCUCGGGAUGAUGAGUGCAGGAUGCAGGAUGAAUUUUCUUCCACUGGUGCCUUGAACACUGACAGUAUCUAUAAUUUUAUCAAAUCAGUGCACUAAAUCUCCUUUGAUGUUUUUUAAAACGCUUGAAUAUCGUUAUAGAUGCAAACGCUGUCAUUAUAAUCAUAAAUGCAGCAGAUUGGUGCCGAUGCUCUCAUGAUUUAUUCUGACGAAGUCCCGUCCAGCAUCUCAGGUUUAUAUAUUUCUCUGAUCUUGUGGAUAUUUCUGUGUACGUGUGUUGUGCCAUCAUUUCAUCUGAUGUUUAUGAGAUCAGGAAAGCUAAACUAAAAUACAAGGACAAAAUAGAAGAAAUGUAUAGCGGUGGUGACCUUAAGGCAGCCUGGAAGGGUAUCAAAUGUAUGGCUUCUUGUAAUCACCAAAAAGAGGAUAAGAAACUUAUCAAUGUAAAAGGAGUGCCUGACUCUGUCCUGCCAGAUGUUUUUUAUUCAUUUUUUAGUCGGUUUGAGAGGGGGGACCUUAUUGGAAAGGUUGGGGUCUGCAAGGAAGACCUCAAACCUAGUGAGGGAUUUGUAAUUUCACUAGACCAGGUCACCAUCUUACUUAAAAAGGUAAAGGUGGGGAAAGCAAGGGGCCCCGACGCCAUCUGUGGGCGUACCCUGCAUCACUGUGCCAACCAGUUGAGUAGUGUUUUUAGCAGAUUGUUUCAAACAUGUGUGGAUGUGGGUCAGAUUCCAUCUUUGUGGAAAACUUCGACUAUAAUCCCAAUCCCUAAAUCAAGUACUUCAAAGGAACUGUCUGACUUUAGACCAGUAGCUCUCACAUCACUUGUGAUGAAAACUUUUGAAAAAAUUCUAAAAUCCGAAAUUUUAUCUCUGACAGAGGGGAGACUUGACCCACUUCAAUUUGCCUACCAGCAAAAUAAGGGGGUAGAAGAUGCAGUGCUUUGUGUAUUGAACACGGUCUACAGGCACCUUGAUAAAACGGGGACUUGUGUAAGGCUCUUGUUUGCAGACUUUUCUUCAGCCUUUAACAAGAUGCAGCCCCACAUCCUGAUUGAAAGACUUGCCAAUGUUUUUAAUUUGCCCGAUCAGCUUCUCUUACUGAUUUUGAACUUUCUUACGGGGAGGACCCAGCGGGUGUUGGUUAAUGGUCAGAUUUCUCUCCCAUUAAUGUCCAGCACCGGAUCUCCUCAGGGAUGCGUUCUGUCCCCCCUGUUGUUUAUCCUGUACACAGACAGCUGCAGGGUCACUCAGAACAACAGGUUCUUGGUUAAGUUUUCGGACGACACUGUUUUGAUGUCCUUACUUUCGGGAUCUGAAAUAAACCAUGGUCCCGCGCUGUCAGAUUUUGUAGAAUGGUGUGACAGUAACUACCUGGACCUGAACGUCAAAAAAACCAAGGAUAUGAUUAUUGAUUUUAGACGCUCCGCACCACCCUACCUUGGUAGUAGCAUCAUCCACGGUGAAGUGGUGGAGGUGGUUGAAGAGUACAGAUACCUUGGUUCUUGGAUUGACAACAAGCUGCGGUUUGUCACAAACACGGACUCCAUUUUUAAACGAGCUCAGCAGAGAAUCUAUCUUUUAAGGAAAUUGAACUAUUUUAACGUGAAUAAAAGGAUUCUCUGCAACUUUUAUAGCUGUUUUAUAGAAAGCAUUUUAACAUUUUCAUUUGUUUGUUGGUACAAAGCCUUGUCCAUGAAGGACAAAAAGAAGCUGCAGAGCAUUGUAAAAAUCUGCUCCAAAAUUAUUGGCGCCAAACAAAGAGACUUACAGUCUCUUUGGGAGGAGAGGGCGCGAAAAAAGGCUAAAUGUAUCCUUGGUCAGCCCCUCCAUGCUCUGCACUCUGAGUUCUCUCUUAUGCCCUCAGGACGUCGUUAUUAUGUACCUUCUCGAAAAACAAACCGCUUUGCCAACUCCUUUGUUCCAUCAGCUAUUGAACUGCUUAACUCUGAGCCGGGAGGGGUGGCGAAAUAACAGCGAAGUAUCAUCGGCUUUAAGCAUGUGCCAUUUUUGGAGGGCUGCUGCUCAUCCUCUACCCUUCAUUUAGGAUGUGUUCGGCAUGUUGGUAGUGACACACAUUGUGUGAUUGUAUAAAUGGAUUGUUUGCUUGGCUGUUUUUAUGAGCGAGUUAUUCUGUGUGGUAAGCUACAAAUUAAUUGCCCCAUGGGGACCAAUAAAGUUUUCUGAUUCUGA
Nothobranchius furzeri (turquoise killifish) is the source of this 3999-nucleotide messenger RNA. It is a transcript of the gene plbd1a, whose product is annotated as phospholipase B domain containing 1a. Gene Ontology annotation, molecular function: glycerophospholipase activity. The record is from RefSeq and is a predicted model, not a curated record. Lineage: Eukaryota; Metazoa; Chordata; Actinopteri; Cyprinodontiformes; Nothobranchiidae.